Molecule: messenger RNA, 1371 nt
Organism: Meyerozyma guilliermondii ATCC 6260
Lineage: Eukaryota; Fungi; Ascomycota; Pichiomycetes; Serinales; Debaryomycetaceae
Gene: CLB4
Product: B-type cyclin
Exons: 1
Coding region: 1-1371 (456 amino acids)
Biological process (GO): mitotic cell cycle phase transition; regulation of cyclin-dependent protein serine/threonine kinase activity
Cellular component (GO): nucleus; cyclin-dependent protein kinase holoenzyme complex; cytoplasm
Molecular function (GO): cyclin-dependent protein serine/threonine kinase regulator activity
Source: RefSeq, a predicted model, not a curated record
AUGAAAUCUUACGAAGAAAAGCGCAGAGCGCUUCACGAUGUCACCACGCAGGUCAACGACAACCUCCGGCGCGAUCAAAAGCGAAUCCACCCAUAUAAACUGCACCCGAAACGUCUUCGUCUUGACGUCACGUCCAACGAUGACACGGAUGAUGACAACACAUGUGUUUCUAAUAAGGAAAACUUGCCUCCCGGGCCGGCUGAGCACUCGGACGAUCUCCUUAAACAGCAUUUUGACCGGUUAGCCACCGGAUCAACAAAAUUCCACGAACUGCCGGGCCUCGAUGAAUUUGGAGGAGAGGAGUUUGAGGAGUUGGAACCGGACCACCGCCUUGAAGAAAAGGUGGUAGCGGGCCAGGAGCGCCAAUUGAGCCAAUUGGGCGAGUCAGAGCAGCUCAAACCGGGUCUUCUGGACCCAUUGGACAAGGUUGAUUUUACUUCAGAAGGCGCCGCCGAUUCCGAUGAAGAAGUGUCAUCCACACAACCCAUGGAACCCAAAUGGAGCAAAGCCAUCUUCAACGAGCUCCAAUAUGUCAUGAGAAAAAUGACAAGAUCGACACUUGACGAAAAUGAUGAGGACACUUACGACGUAACCAUGGUGGCUGAAUAUGCCCCGGAAAUCUUUAAUUACAUGCACGAGCUUGAGCACCGGCUCUUACCCGAUGCAUACUAUAUGGACAGUCAGGAUGAACUCAAAUGGGAGAUGAGAAGUGUAUUAAUUGACUGGGUGGUUCAAGUACACAGUCGAUUCAACUUGUUACCAGAAACGCUUUUUCUCACUGUCAAUUAUAUCGAUCGGUUCCUCUCCAAGAGAAAAGUGAGCCUUUCCCGGUUCCAACUUGUUGGUGCGGUUGCUUUGUUCAUUGCUGCAAAAUAUGAAGAAAUCAAUUGUCCAACCGUACAAGAAGUAGCAUACAUGGCAGAUAACGCCUAUCUGGUGGACGACUUUCUCAAGGCAGAGCGGUUCAUGAUAGACGUGCUAGAGUUUGAUAUGGGAUGGCCAGGUCCCAUGUCGUUCUUAAGAAGAACCUCCAAAGCCGAUGACUACGAUUACGAAACCAGAACCCUUGCCAAAUACUUUCUUGAGAUCACUAUCAUGGACUCACGAUUUGUAGCAUCGCAGCCCAGCUGGCUCGCAGCGGGGGCACACUAUUUGCUGAGGAAACUUUUGGGCCGGGGAUCUUGGUCGGAAGCUCAUGUAUUUUAUUCCGGGUAUACGGAAACUCAAUUGCGUCCAUUAGCAGAGGUUUUGUUACAGAAUUGUCGCAAUGCCGAAACUAACCACAAGGCCAUCUUCGACAAGUACCUGGAGCGCCGAUAUCGCCGGUCGUCGACGUUUGUUCAAGAGUACUUUGAUGCCGUAGAAAGGUGA